Messenger RNA from Perognathus longimembris pacificus (Pacific pocket mouse), 1033 nucleotides. It is a transcript of the gene Treml1, whose product is annotated as triggering receptor expressed on myeloid cells like 1. Gene Ontology annotation, cellular component: cell surface. The transcript is spliced from 6 exons. NCBI's taxonomy places the organism in Eukaryota, Metazoa, Chordata, Mammalia, Rodentia, Heteromyidae. Bases 1 to 1002 code for a protein of 333 amino acids. Gene Ontology annotation, molecular function: signaling receptor activity. The record is from RefSeq and is a predicted model, not a curated record.
AUGUUUCCUGCGCUGGGGCCCAGCUGCGCCAGCGAGCCCGGCCUCCGCACUGACCUCUGCCCAGCCAUGCUCCACGGCCGCCUCCUGCUGCUGCUCCUCAGUGCUCCGGGCUGGGGCUGGGCGGGCAGCCUCCCGGAGGUGCUCCAGGCCCCCGUGGGGGGCGCCAUUCAGGUGCAAUGCCACUACCCCCUGCAGGAGGCGCGGGCUCCCAAGGUGUGGUGCCGGUUCUCCCCCACGCAGGGCUGCCAGCCCCUGGGGUCCUCGGCUGUGGAUCGCCGGGGCGCUGGGAGCCCGCGGACGCUCCUCACGGACAUGGGUGGGGGGCUCCUGCAAGUGCAGAUGGGCAUGCUGCGGGAGGACGACGCCGGGGAGUACGGCUGCGUGGCGGACACGGCCUCGGGACCGCUGACUCUGCACACCAUCGCCCUGCAGGUCCUCCCCACAGGGGAGGAGGAGGAGGAGGAGGAGGACUCUCAUCUGAUUGGCAGUCUGGCUGAGGACCCGUCAUUGGAUCCUACGGGCAGUGCCAAGCCCGGGGAACUCAGUCAGCACUCAAGGAGCCUCCCUUUGAUCUGGGGUGCGGGGCUCCUGCUGAGUCUGCUGGUGGUGGCUGUGGUGCUGUUUGCUCUAGUGGCCAGAAGGAAAGGGAAUAAGCUGGGGGUCUGUGGCCGUUUGCAGAAGAGCAGAGCUUCAGGCACGGCCCCCUCGUCAGUGAUUCACCACAUCAGUGAUUCUGGACCAGCUGUGACAGGCUUGCCUUCGGACAUGCCCUAUGUCAGGCUCGACUCUCCGCCUUCCUUCGACAGUCUACCUCUGGACCCCCCUGUAGGGAAGUCUCCACUCUCACCCCCGGCCUCAGGGCCUGCUCCGCCUCCGAAGGUGCUGAUGUCCUCCAAGGCUGUGACCUACGCCACAGUCAUCUUCCCGGGAGGGGACAAGGAUGGAGGGGCCCCCAGGGAGUCAGCGCAGGACCCGCCCUCCAGCCAAACCCCACCAAGCUAACAUGUCCACCACACUGAUAACCAGAGAACCA